CACGCCGGGGACGCGCGCGGGCGCUUGGCGCACCACUGCCGCGCGACCCCGACAUGACGGGGCUGGAGCAGGACCCGGAGUUCGACUUCGAUUUCCUCUUCGAGUUCGAUCAGAGCGGCGGGGGCGCCGCGGCCGCAGAACACUACAGUUAUGCGUCCCCUGGCGUCACCUCCACUCUGCCCCUUCCCACAGUGCACUCUUCCUUGCCAGCACCAUGCCAUGACCUCCAGACGUCCACCCCGGGCAUGUCUGCCGUUCCUUCAGCAAAUCAUCCCUCGAGCUAUGGAGGGGCUGUGGACAGUGGGCCUUCGGGGUACUUUCUGUCCUCUGGCAGCAUGCGGCCCAACGGGGCCCCGACUCUGGAGAGUCCUCGCAUCGAGAUCACCUCCUACCUGGGCCUUCACCAUGGCAGCAGCCAGUUCUUCCAUGAUGUGGAGGUAGAAGAUGUCCUCCCCAGCUGCAAGCGGUCCCCGUCGACCGCCACCCUGCACCUGCCCAGCCUGGAAGCCUACAGAGACCCCUCCUGCCUGAGCCCAGCCAGCAGUCUGUCCUCGCGGAGCUGUAACUCUGAGGCCUCCUCCUAUGAGUCCAACUACUCGUACCCGUACGCAUCCCCCCAGACCUCCCCAUGGCAGUCACCCUGCGUGUCUCCCAAGACCACGGACCCAGAGGAGGGCUUUCCCCGAGGCCUGGGUGCCUGCCACAUGCUGGGAUCUCCAAGGCACUCCCCAUCCACCUCUCCUCGGGCAAGCGUCACAGAGGAGAGCUGGCUCGGCGCUCGCGGCUCCCGACCCACAUCCCCCUGCAACAAGCGCAAGUACAGUCUGAAUGGCCGGCAGCCCUCCUGCUCGCCCCACCACUCACCCACACCAUCCCCGCACGGCUCCCCUCGGGUUAGCGUGACCGAAGACACCUGGCUUGGUAACACCACCCAGUACACCAGCUCUGCCAUUGUGGCAGCCAUCAACGCCCUGACCACUGACAGCACUCUGGACCUGGGUGACGGUGUCCCUAUCAAGUCUCGGAAGACAACCCUGGAGCAUGCACCUUCUGUGGCCCUCAAAGUAGAGCCGGCCGGGGAGGACCUGGGCACCACUCCACCCACGUCUGACUUCCCACCCGAGGAGUUCACCUUCCAGCACCUUCGGAAGGGUGCCUUCUGUGAGCAGUAUCUGUCAGUGCCACAGGCCCCGUACCAGUGGGCAAAGCCCAAGUCUCUGUCUCCUACGUCAUACAUGAGCCCAUCUUUGCCUGCCCUUGACUGGCAACUGCCAUCCCACUCUGGUCCCUAUGAGCUUCGGAUCGAGGUGCAGCCCAAGUCUCACCACAGGGCUCACUACGAGACAGAAGGCAGCCGGGGGGCUGUGAAAGCAUCAGCUGGAGGACACCCCGUUGUGCAGCUACAUGGUUACUUGGAAAAUGAGCCGCUCACACUACAGUUGUUCAUUGGGACAGCAGAUGACCGCUUGCUGCGGCCCCAUGCCUUCUACCAGGUCCACCGGAUCACGGGGAAGACCGUCUCCACCACCAGCCAUGAGGCCAUCCUGUCCAACACCAAAGUCCUGGAGAUCCCAUUGCUUCCAGAAAAUAACAUGCGAGCCAUCAUCGACUGUGCUGGAAUCCUGAAGCUCAGAAACUCUGACAUUGAGCUGAGGAAAGGGGAGACGGACAUCGGGAGGAAGAACACCAGGGUUCGGCUGGUCUUCCGAGUUCACAUCCCACAGCCCAACGGCCGGACGCUGUCCCUCCAGGUUGCCUCAAACCCGAUCGAGUGCUCCCAGCGGUCGGCCCAGGAGCUGCCCCUUGUGGAGAAGCAGAGCACGGACAGCUACCCAGUCAUUGGUGGGAAGAAAAUGGUGCUAUCCGGCCAUAACUUUCUGCAAGACUCUAAGGUCAUUUUCGUGGAGAAGGCUCCAGAUGGCCACCAUGUCUGGGAGAUGGAAGCGAAAACUGACCGAGACCUGUGCAAGCCAAAUUCUCUGGUGGUUGAGAUACCACCUUUCCGCAACCAGAGAAUAACCAGCCCUGUCCAAGUCAGUUUCUACGUCUGCAAUGGGAAGCGGAAGAGAAGCCAGUACCAGCAUUUCACGUACCUUCCUGCCAAUGUUCCAAUUAUAAAGACAGAACCCACGGACGACUUUGAGCCAGCUCUGACCUGUGGACCAAUGAGCCAGGGGCUUAGUGCUCUGCCCAGGCCCUACUAUAGCCAACAGCUCACCAUGCCUCCCGACCCCAGCUCCUGCCUCGUGGCUGGCUUUGCCCCCUGCUCACAGAGGAGCACACUGAUGCCCACACCUCCCAACGCAAGCCCAAAGCUGCACGACCUCUCCUCUACUGCCUACCCCAAGGGCCUCACCAGCCCCGGCCACAGUGGUCACCUUGGACUUCAGCCACCAGCUUCGGAGGCCCCCACCAUGCAGGAAGUGCCGAGACCCAUGGCCAUGCAGCCCAACUCGCCUGAGCAGCCCCCACCCGCCAGGCUGCAGCCGCAGUAAAUGAAAUCAUACGCAACGACCUCUCCAGCACGAACCCCCACUCCUAAUUCAGCACGUUGGAGCUGGCAGAAGCAUGGGGAAUUGGCUCAGUGCAGACAACUGGGCUUCAGCAAUCUAGACUUUGAUGAAAUAUGGACCCACAUCUGGUACCACUCAGAAAUCCCAACUUACCGAACACUAGGAGCUUAUGUCUGAAGAAGUAGCUCUCUAACAAGGAUGCAGGAGCAGAAGAGGAGCCUGCUGCAUCUUCAGAAAGAAACACCAUCUCAAGGAAAGAGAAGGGCUGACCAGUGAGGCCGGGGAAGACACUGGCCCACGAAAGAAGGGCCUGUGUGGCAGACUGUCCCCAAGCCUGACCCUCCUGCCUACUGGAUUAAAACACUGGAAGUGCCUUAUUUAGUCUGACCACCACACCAGGGCAUCGUGGAAGCAAGCAUUGAAUUUUCUACCAUGAGAGUAUUUGUAGGAGCCAAAGCUUUCUAUAAACACUUCGUUAGGACGCUUUAUCCUUUGUAUUAAUUGAUAGGAUUCUGGCAAGCUAUGGCUUCCUACUCAUUUCCAACUUUUCUGGCUGUCCCACCCAAUUCGCCUGCCUUAUCCAGUGCAUAUCAGAGGUCUUCCAAUCUGUCAUCUCCGCUCUUUCAUAAUCAGCUCCCUCCUCUGUGUGACUAAACCGUAGGUUUGUUAAUAAUAGCAUGCUGGGAUUUUUGCUCUUAAUCUGGCUCCGAACAUAGCGCAAGGAAAUCGCAAAGCACGAGACAGGGUCCUGGACAGAACAAAACCUGCCUUUUACAGGACAGUGCUUGUGUUUGCAUGCAUGUAUAUAUAGGCAUAUAUUUAUGCAUAGAUAUUCAAGAACGGAGGUGGUAAUGACCAGUCCGUGCCCAGCGGGGGCUUCCAUGCUAGCAAUAACCAGUGUCCACCUUGAGAAUGCAGCUCAGAGUCCAGACCCGACUUUCCAGCCCCUUCCAUCAGGGUCUGUCACCCCUGCACAGGCAGGUGGCAUUUUCUUAUCUCAUGCAGUUACUUGAGCACUUUAGGCUGAAGCAGAGCUGUGCUCAAAUGCCCAUAGGCUACCAAAUGGCAAAAUCUGAAAGUGGUUGUAAAUAACCAUUAAAAAAGGAGUGUAAUCUAUUUGUUCAAUUAUAAGAUUAUUAUUUCACAGAAGCCUUAUAGCUCUCUGCUUCAUCUAAGAAAACAAUUACCAAAAACAAAAACAAAAAACAAAAAACAAAAACAAAAACCAAUGUCUAUAUGCAGUCUGUGGGUAGUGUGUUUUCAGAUUAGUUACUGGUAACAGAUAGGCUGGUUUUGGCUUUGUGUAAUUAGCUGCUUGUUACACUUACUAGCAGUGACCUAUUUUUCCUAUAACCAAAAAGCAUGGUUUAAUUAAAACAUGUUUAAUGAUUGUGCCUUAGGAGUUAAUGCCCCCUUAUGGAACAUGCCUGAAUUGCACCUGUGGGCGGAAGAGCUGAGUUAGUCGGAGUCAUGACCAGGUGGGGGAAAAGCUCUCUCACAGGAAGAUGCAUCUUUGAAAUGUUCGUCUGUGCGAUGGUGUCUUACCUUUCCCUGACUCACAGAAAGACACAAAUGUCCGAAAGCCAUAUUGAACGUUUUCACACGACUGUGAAGAGCUGACGCUCGCCGCCUUGUCCACACACAGCUCCUUCCUGGCUGCCGGCGGGCUGCGUUCUGCCUGCCUCUAGUAUGUAUCCUGUGUUAAUUAGCAUCAUGCAUGAACCAUUCUUAGUAGACUGUCAUAUGAAAGCAAGCGUUUGAUAUUUGUGUUGGCUGUCUUUGUAGUUAGAAAAUGGAUCCAAUAAAGCAGUA
Psammomys obesus (fat sand rat) is the source of this 4325-nucleotide messenger RNA. RefSeq names its product nuclear factor of activated T cells 1 (gene Nfatc1). Gene Ontology annotation, cellular component: transcription regulator complex. Gene Ontology annotation, molecular function: transcription factor binding; RNA polymerase II cis-regulatory region sequence-specific DNA binding; DNA-binding transcription factor activity, RNA polymerase II-specific. The transcript is spliced from 10 exons. Gene Ontology annotation, biological process: calcineurin-NFAT signaling cascade; regulation of transcription by RNA polymerase II; cytokine production. The record is from RefSeq and is a predicted model, not a curated record. Bases 54 to 2495 code for a protein of 813 amino acids. Lineage: Eukaryota; Metazoa; Chordata; Mammalia; Rodentia; Muridae.